Molecule: messenger RNA, 978 nt
Organism: Eupeodes corollae
Lineage: Eukaryota; Metazoa; Arthropoda; Insecta; Diptera; Syrphidae
Exons: 1
Coding region: 1-978 (325 amino acids)
Biological process (GO): DNA integration
Molecular function (GO): nucleic acid binding
Source: RefSeq, a predicted model, not a curated record
AUGGGGAAUCUACCAAUCGAAAGGGUUCGUUUUUCAAGGCCAUUUAGCAAAGUUGGCUGCGAUUAUGCUGGACCUAUCACUCUUCGUUUGGCUCGUGGAAGGAACCCUAAAUUUGUCAAGGGUUACAUAGCUCUUUUUGUUUGCUUUGUGACAAAGGGAGUUCACAUCGAGUUAGUGGGUGAUUUGUCAUCCAGUGCAUUUAUUUUGGCCCUAGACCGCUUUGUAUCGCGCCGAGGAAAACCAACAGAAAUAUGGAGCGGCAACGCCACAAAUUUCCAUGGUGCUAAACGGUUUCUCGGGGAGAUGCAUGAAUUGUUAAUGGACCAGCAGCGAAACAAUAUCAUUGCAGAUCAUCUAUCUAAAGACGCCAUUGAUUGGAAAUUCAUACCACCUUCUGCACCCCACUUUGGUGGGCUGUGGGAGGCAGGUGUGAAAUCCGUGAAGAAGCACAUCACACGUGUCAUUGGUGAACAUAUACUUACCUACGAGGAGAUGUAUACUCUUCUCUCCAAAAUCGAAUGUUUACUCAACUCACGCCCAAUGUGGCAGACCUCCGAUUUUGAACCAAUUGCACUUACUCCGUCACAUUUCAUGAUUGGAGAACCAUAUUGUGCAAUUCCUCAACCUGAUUUAGAUUUUUCAAAAUUUUCGAUAAGUUCUAAUUGGCAUCUUUUACAGACUCUCAUGCAAGGUUUCUGGAAGCAGUGGCAUAAGGAAUAUUUGACAUCAUUACAAAACAGACCCAAAUGGCAAAAGGUUCAACGAGAUCUACAGAAAAACGACAUGGUGUUGCUCAAGGAACCGAAUUUGCCACCUUCGAAAUGGAUACUUGGACGAGUCAUAGAAGUUCACCCUGGUGCAGAUGAAAGGAUUCGUGUGGUUACCGUUCGUACCAAGAAUGGUGAUUAUGUUCGACCCAUCGUUAAGCUAGCGCCUUUGCCGUUUUCUGAAAGACCGGAGUCUUCCAGGGGGGGCUGA